Messenger RNA from Camarhynchus parvulus, 6766 nucleotides. RefSeq names its product FOS like 2, AP-1 transcription factor subunit (gene FOSL2). NCBI's taxonomy places the organism in Eukaryota, Metazoa, Chordata, Aves, Passeriformes, Thraupidae. The transcript has 4 exons. The record is from RefSeq and is a predicted model, not a curated record. Bases 682 to 1653 code for a protein of 323 amino acids. Gene Ontology annotation, cellular component: nucleus. Gene Ontology annotation, biological process: regulation of transcription by RNA polymerase II. Gene Ontology annotation, molecular function: RNA polymerase II cis-regulatory region sequence-specific DNA binding; DNA-binding transcription factor activity, RNA polymerase II-specific.
GGUUUGACGUGUGCGAGUGCACAUGGUGCGGCGGCGGCGGCGGCGGGCGGAUAAUAAGCGAGCGCGGCCGGGGCGAUGCCAUUGCUCUGAGUCACCGCGGGCGCGCGGAGCUCCCGCUCGCAGCGCCGCCGAGCCGCGGGGCGCAAGACCCGGCUGAGUCACCCCGCGCCGGGAAAAGGGGCGGCCGGUGUGUGGUGGUGGUGGAGGAGGAGGUUGGGGGGCGGAGGAGAACCGCUCCGCCUGCAGCCCCCGGGCCCGGAGCCGCUCCGCCGGCGGGGCGAGUUUUGCCGGGCAGCGCGGAGAGAGGACAUCGGCGAGCGCCCGCUUGCGCGCACGGCUCUGCUCCCGCCGCGCCGCCGAGUCCUGCCGUCCCGUCCCGUCCCGCAGGCGCUCGGCUGCCAACUGAGCCACUUUUAUAAUCAUUGUUAUUAUUUUUAUUUUUGUUAUCUCUUUAUUUUAAAAUUUUUUUCUUUUUUUUUUAACCUUCCCUCCCCCCCCACUUUCUUCCUCGUCUCCAAAGCCGUUUUUAUUAUUUUUGUCCCUCUCCGCGGCAAGCGUUGGGAGGCGAAAGGCAAGAGCCGAAGAGGUCGGGAGGGAGAAGGGGGCGGGGAGACGACGAGGGAGCGGCGGGUGUCGGUGUGGGAAGGCGGGGACGCGGCUCCCCCGGCCCGACCUCGGACCAUGUACCAGGACUACCCCGGGAACUUCGACACCUCCUCCAGAGGCAGCAGCGGCUCCCCGGGACACCCCGAGACCUACUCGAGCGGCGCAGCCCAGCAGAAAUUUCGAGUAGAUAUGCCAGGAUCAGGCAGUGCUUUUAUCCCUACGAUCAACGCCAUCACAACCAGCCAAGACCUGCAGUGGAUGGUGCAGCCCACCGUCAUCACCUCCAUGUCAAGCCCUUACUCCCGUUCGCACCCCUACAGCCACCCGCUGCCCCCGCUGUCCUCAGUGGCCGGACACACGGCUCUACAGCGUCCUGGUGUCAUCAAAACCAUUGGGACCACCGUGGGACGGAGACGGAGAGAUGAGCAGCUGUCGCCUGAGGAAGAAGAGAAGCGAAGGAUCCGGAGAGAGAGGAACAAGCUGGCAGCUGCUAAGUGUCGUAACAGGCGUCGAGAGCUAACAGAGAAACUCCAGGCGGAAACUGAAGUACUGGAGGAGGAGAAGUCAGUGCUGCAAAAGGAGAUCGCUGAGCUCCAGAAGGAGAAGGAGAAGCUGGAGUUUAUGCUGGUGGCUCACAGCCCUGUGUGCAAAAUCAGCCCUGAGGAACGUCGCAGCCCACCAUCCAGCAGCCUCCAGAGCAUUCGGACUGGAGCAAGUGGAGCCGUGGUGGUGAAGCAGGAGCCUGUGGAGGAAGAGAUCCCAUCUUCCUCUUUGGUCCUUGACAAAGCCCAGAGGUCUGUCAUUAAGCCCAUCAGCAUUGCUGGAGGUUUUUAUGGGGAGGAGGCACUCAACACUCCCAUUGUGGUGACCUCAACACCAGCCAUCACUCCUGGCUCUUCCAACUUGGUGUUCACCUACCCCAACGUGUUGGAUCAGGAGUCUCCUCUCUCCCCUUCUGAGUCCUGCUCCAAAGCUCACCGGAGGAGCAGCAGCAGUGGGGACCAGUCCUCAGAUUCCUUGAACUCUCCCACCUUGCUGGCGUUGUAAUCUCCCUGCAGCCCCCCAUUUUGCCAGUGUGUUACAUCCCCCACAGCACCAUGGGGGGAGCCCCCUCCAUGGGAUUAGAGACAGGCACAGGAUCGUUCAAGCACAAGGGCAGCAAGAACAAGGAUGGGGAAGUGCUACAGCUCCAGGAAGGAGAGUGAGGACCAACGCCAGCUCCCUGGAGGCAGGAAACGGCAAGGGUGGGACUGACACGCCAGGGUUGUUUGGAGAGGGUGAUGUCCGCUCUGUAGGGACUGCCUGUGGAAACCUCUUUGUGGCCGUAGUGGACCUGGGGAGCGCUCCUGGCCAGGACUGAAGGCGAGCUGCAGACAGUUGCUAGUCGUCCCUUUCCUUUGUGGAUUGACUUGAGCGGUUGUGCUCUGUGCUUAAAUCAUUCUGGGUAGUUGAUCUUACAACUUCUCUCUUGCGUGCUCGCUCUCUCUCUCUCUCUCUUUGCAUAUAAUUUCCAAUGUUGUCAAUCCCAUUACAUUUCACUCAGUUGCUCUGAACUCUAAAGUCUAAUUAGGAUCUUUGCUCUUGGGAAUAGCUGUGGGAAACAUGUAGGGUUGCCCGGACAGGAGGAUGACAGCUGGGAGGACCAGGAGAUAAGGGGGACCAAGAGGAGCCCAAGAGCUCAGCAGCAAGGGCAGAGCUUGUAGUCUCUAGCCUGAGGCACAGAGACAGCAGAAGUCUCAUGAUGAAACCUUUCUUUUAAAAAAUGUGGGUAUAUUUAUCCCCUUGGGCUCCUCGAAAAACCAAGUUAGCAUCUCAGGGCCAAAGCAGCAUCAGAAAAGCUGCUGGUCUGGCACUUACCAGUCACUGGCAGGGUUUCACCCUAGUUUGCUGGAUAUCAAGUCUGCUGCUUGUUGUUUACUUUUCCUGGGCUGCCUGCUGUCUAGGGAGUAUUACAUCUUCCUUCCCAUCAGGGCUCCUGACUCAGAGGCUGAUCUCUUCCUGUUAGUAAAUCUUCCCCUCCCCUUGGCCAUAUUUGCAGAACAUGGUACAAAAAAAAAGAGGUGGCACCACAUGCCUAUAAAUCUAGGAUGGAGACUGGCAGCAGCUGAGACAGUGAAAUUAGCUGGCUGUACCCUUGCUGAUUUUUUCAUUGUUGGGAAACAAAGCAGCACAUAUCUACCAGCACAGCACAGGCCACAAGGCCCCAGUUCCUGACCAGGCAGGAAUGGCAUGGAUAAAGUGUUGACCUGUUUGAACUAAAACAGAGCUUCUGACAAGCUCUGGCAAAUGACAGAUUGACAGCUGAGGAAAAUCAAUUAGCAUUAUUUGCACCUUGGUCUUUGGCCUCUGUUUUUUUUUAUGUUUUCUUUGCAGACUGAUCUCUUGUUGUGGUUGAUUGGCCUGAAGACAAAGAAUCAAACCAAAGGGCUCUUUCCCUAGUCUUGGGUCCUUCUGUAGCCUAUGGGCUUGACUGCUACUACUAAGUGCUCAGAGAGGGUGCAAGCUCUCCAGUGCUCAUGUUCACUACUGAAAACAGUAAUGUGUGUAAUCUAUUUCCACUUGGAGCCAAGCUCAAUUCCAGUUGAUAUCACAGUACUGGCAAACCAUGACCCUGUGCACACUAGGAUUGCCCAGCUUGCCAGCUAAACCACUUAGGAGAUAUCUCUUUGGUCCUGCCUACUGAAGCUGUGGUGGCAGCUAUUUAUUUUUAUUUAGUUUGUCUUUUUCUUUUAUAGACACACACACAUAUAUAUAUAUAAAAAUUCUUUUUUUUUUUAAUCAUCUGAAACUGUGGCGUUUCUUCAGGCUGGACCUGGAGAAAUGCAGCAUACAAUUAUACAAUUAUAGGGCUAGUCAUAUGAGAUGCAAAACUGCUGCAGUCCCCAGCAACUCCACUGGGAAUUAAUAGGUUGCAGUCUUGUGGAACUGGGACUUUACUCAGCAGGGCUAACUUCCCUCAAACUCUGGCCACUGCCCAUUCCUUGAAUCCAUUCAAUGGGGACACUAUUCUGGCUCUAAAGGUGGACUUUGGCUUUUUUAUUAUAACUAUUAUUUUUAACCCAAGUAUUUACCAAACCUGCCAGAAAUAUGUGAGGGAUCCUUUUGCUUCAUAAAGCUGAAGGAUUCAGGCUCUUUCUAUAUUGCUUAAACACAUCCAUUUUGAUAUUGGUGCUAGAGGUUUCAAAUGGAGCUCACACAGUAAGUAAAAUUAGUAAAGGAGUUGUAUUGUCCUUACAUGUACAUCAAAACUUCCUUUCUAAUAAAGUAGAUAUUAAAUUUCCCAUAGUUAGCACAAAGGAUCCACUUUUCCUAGAGUUUUACGUAGAUGAGAUCACUUUAGGUGAAACUCCAGCUUCUCUUUUUGAUUUUUACAAAUGCUUGUUUGGGCCACUCUGGACUGAGAAUCUAAAACUGUUAAUAAAACAUCUCUACAUGUCAUUUCCACACAUUUUUGAGGAGAACAACACUGACAAGUGGUGGGUGAGCUUUAAAAUGAUGCAACUACUUUUGAGGCUAGCUGACCAGGAUUCCUGUGAGAUCAGGAACAUCUACCUCUUGUAGGGGUUUCAAGAAGUCAGGUGUCUCCUCAGAUCUAACUGGUGGAAAAACAAAAACUUACCUUUGCUUCUGGUCACUGAAUCAUUGCCAAAAGGAGCUGCAGCUGGUCCUUGUCCACUGCCCUCCUGCCUGGUCAUUGACCUGCUCAGAGACAGAACAAGAUGCUUCCUUUCCUGACCUGUGAUACUGAUGGGAGCCAUGUGAAACUCUUCAAAAAAGAGUAUUAUUUUCCACUGUUUGGAAAAAGCCCCAGAUACCUUGUGCCUGUCUGUUUUCUCCCUGAAGUCUCUCAAAAAAUAUCUGUGUUGGGAUUGGUGGUCUCCAGCCUUUUGUGUUUUGUGGAUCAGCCUUAACUUUUGUUUAGUUUCUGGCAGGCGGGUACAACUCCCAUUUUGGUCUGGCCCUACAUUAUUCUUUCAAUGUUUUCUGGUGUGCUCUUUGGGAACUGAUUGUCCUUCCCAUGCCCAAAAUGUUAUUUUCCAUGAGUACCUUCCCUGCUGAUUCCUAAAUGUAGUGUCUCCAUGUUCUGCAUGUAGUGGGGAUAUGGGAGCUGUUGUACCUAGUGCUGACAGAGUUGUGGAAUUCCUUGGAAAAAGGCCCAGGGAAUUUCAGCUGAUAUUGGGUCAGCCCCCUGGUGACUGGCCCAACAAAGCCUCUCUUAACAUCCUAAAUUAAUCAGCGCCAAACUGGGAGGAGUAGUAACAGCUGUACUGAAGGAAAUAUUCAGCUUCUAGGUGAUGUUUGCCAUUCUGGUUUUGCCUUCAUUCCUCCUUCUCCUUUCCCAGUUGUGGCACUGCCUUCAUAUAUUCCUUUCUUGUAGAUGUGGAGACUGCGUAAGUCUCAAUCCACUUGUGGUGUGAUGGGAUUUGGGACCAACAUGCUGGGGACAGUAGCUCUCUGUUGUGUUUUUAUAAUUAUUAUUUAAAUGAUCUAUUUAGUUCAUCUGAACCUUUAAUUUUGCUGCUUACUGUAUGUAGGAUCCACCUGGCCUUCAUCCUAAAUGAAAAGAAAAAAACAAAAUGAAAACAAACGUAAGACACCUCCCUUCUCCCUGGUCUCUUAUUAUUUAUUGGCAGGCAGCCGUCUUGUGCCUGCUCCAGCAGAUCUGCCCGCCAUUAAUUUAACAUCCACCCAAAUCACAUUCCUGGUGUUUGGUUAUUGCUUUUUUUUUUUCCCUUUUUGGUUGUUGCUUUUUUCAUUUUAAAACAGACUUCUGAAAUGUAAGAAAUCUUAUUAUCGUGAUACAAGAUCAUUUUCAUUAGGAAGGCCAAGUCAAACAUUUUAAGAGGUGGGGGGAACAAUAUACAUUUAUUUCUUAUUUAUUUAUCAUGUUUACAUCUUUUGUUUUUCUGUUCAAGACUUGGAUAUAAUAAAGAAAGCAUUAAAAAUACUACAAUCUUCUUUUUUUAGGCUAAUAUUUUUUUUUGAUUCUUUAAAUAAAAUAAUCUGAGUUUUGUUGUUGUCUGUAUAAAAUGUAAAAAGAGAUAUGUUUUUAAAGAUGCAUUAUCAUUGCUUUGUGAACAGUAGGUGGAGUUCAGGACAAAUCUCAGAGUACAAGAUAAUAAUAAAACCCAAUCCUGUUUUACUUAAUUGUUUCCCUCCUAUCCUGUAUGAUUAAAGGGUUAUUCCACUUUCUUGUUUGUGGUUAUUUGAUGUUAAAACCAUAUUAAAAUGUGUAGGAAAUAGGUAUCCAAUUGUUUUUGCUCAGUGAGAGGAUAAACUGUUGUAUAUAUCUUGAUAUACUGUGUAGUUCAAAGUAACAUCAGUAAGGGAUAGUGCAUCUUUAUUAGAGAGAUAAGUUACUAGUGUCACUAAAGUCUGCUUUAAGAUCCUCAGAUACAGAAAGGGCCUGGUUCUGAUUCCACUCACGUGGCACAAACUGAAAGCAUCAGCAGCCUUUUGCUGUUGUGAAGCAGGUGUCAGUAGUGAAAUGAAGUCUCAGUGACUAACAGGUGACCAUGAGGAUUGUUGAAGGUUUGGGGGCGCCAUUAUCUUUUUUUCCUCAGAAGCUUUAGAUCAUGGGUUUUCUUUUUUACUGUCUGUCUGCAGUGAAACAGUUUCUGCCACAUAGGUUCCUAAAGAUGACUGCUGAAGUGGGACCUUUCUUUGCUCGUAGUGGUCUUGAUGUCGUUCUUGCAGUCCUGGGGAAUUUCAGCCCUGAGGCAUUCUCUCUGGUAUUGUCUCUUUUCUUUUCUUGUUAUUUUACUGAAUUACAGGCCUACAAUAUUUGCACUAAAACAAAAAGCUUGUUUAGAGAAAGCUUGCUGCUACAAAAGAAAGAACGUAUUAAAAUGGUUUUGCUUUUACAAUUUUAACAGAGUAGCAUUUUGUAGAAUAAAAUCAAUCUAGACUGAAAAGAAAAAAUGACUUUUCUUUUUUCCUCUGCACCUUCUCCCCCCACACUCCUUUCUUUUCAUCCAAUUCCUCAGUGGUAUGAUGUUCCCCCCUUCUCUUUUGGUGCUCAGUUGUAAUGAUUGGCUGUAUUGUUGACUAUGCUGCUGAGAGUUAUGACACUUGUAAAUCUCGUUUUAAUGACGUUGUGGACACUUUUGUAUAGCAAGAACUAACUGGAGUUCUCUCUGUUAAUUGAAGUCAUUAAAAA